AUGAGAUUUCAAUCCAUUCUUCUCCUCCUCGUUGUUUUGUUGGCUUCAGCCACCAUGAAUCAAGCUCUACCAAGAUGGACCCCCGUAAAGGACAUUACUAAUGCACACUAUCUCAAAAUGGUCCAUUUCGCAGUGAACGACUAUGACAAUAAAACAGGACAAACAUUGGAGUUUGAGAAACUUAUCAACGUUGAAGGCCAAUCUUACAACGACGGGACCAACUUCCGACUCACUCUUGCCGCCAAAAAUAGGUUACUUUCUCACAAGUAUGAAGCUGUUGUAUGGGAACCGGGAUUUGGGGGGGCAUGGGUCGUCACUUCCUUUCAACGUGCUUAA
Molecule: messenger RNA, 336 nt
Organism: Vicia faba (fava bean)
Lineage: Eukaryota; Viridiplantae; Streptophyta; Magnoliopsida; Fabales; Fabaceae
Source: the annotation of a GenBank genome assembly